GCGGCGCUGCCGCCGCCUUUUUUCAGUGGAUGAACCGCACCCCCUGUGCCGUAGCUCGCCGCUUCCUCUCACCUGUCUGUCCGGAACCCAGGUGAGCGAACAGGGAGGAGGACAGCGCUUGUGUCCGUCGCGGCGAGGAAAGCGGCUCCAGCGGCUGUGGGCGCUGCACAAUCCGAGCUGAGGGGCUGUUUACCCUGGGGUUUUGGAGCCUUCCCGGGAGUGGGGGGUGAAGAAAAUCAACUCAAGAAGAUGAAGCCUAAUAAAGGGAAGACCUGCACUAGGGAGAGAGACUAUGUGUAUGAAUUCAAUGCUGGAAAUCAACAUUUGGUGCUUACUGUCCCUCUCAAAUUCCCUGUGCAAGAGAAUAUUAGCCAUCUGCAUGGACGUCUAAUGCUUCUGCACAACCUGCCAUGCUUUAUAGAAAGUGACCUGAAGGAAUCUCUUCAUAAGUUCAUAGAAGAGGAAACUAUAAAAGAUUAUGACAGAGAAGCUGAAAUGGCUCUGGAAGCAGUGAAAUCAGGAAAAGUAGACAUAAACCAGCUGGCAGAUUCUUGGGCUAAAGCUUACAAAGAGACAACGUUAGAAUAUGCAAAACCUGAGGAAACCAGCUGGGAUGAAGAUUUUGCAGAUGUUUAUCAUGAUCUGAUACAUUCUUCAGCUUCUGAAAUGCUGUUAAACCUGGAACACAAUUAUUUUGUUAGCAUCUCAGAAUUAAUAAGUGAAAGAGAUGUGGAACUGAAGAAACUACGGGAAAGACAAGGAGCUGAAAUGGAUAAGGUGAUGCAGGAACUAGGGAAAUCGCUAACAGACCAAGAUGUAAAUUCAUUAGCAGCUCAGCACUUUGAAUCUCAGCAGGAUUUGGAGAACAAAUGGACCAAUGAAUUAAAACAGUCUACUGCUAUCCAGAAGCAGGAAUAUCAGGAAUGGGUGAUAAAGCUUCAUCAGGACCUAAAAAAUCCCAACAACAGCUCCAUCAGUGAUGAAAUUAAGGUUCAGCCCAGCCAACUGAGGGAAUCAGUAGAAGGAAAUGGAAGAAUUUAUGAAGAUCAAAGGCUGUUAGAAGAAAGUUUUACUAUUCACUUGGGAGCUCAGUUGAAGACCAUGCAUAACUUGAGGUUACUGAGAGCUGACAUGCUGGAUUUCUGCAAGCACAAGCGCAAUCAUCGCAGUGGGGUAAAGCUUCACAGGCUUCAAACCGCGAUGUCUCUCUACUCAACCUCUCUCUGUGGCCUGGUUUUGUUGGUAGAUAACCGUAUCAGUUCGUACAGUGGCAUCAAAAGAGAUUUUGCAACUGUUUGCCAAGAGUGCACAGAUUUCCAUUUUCCUGGAAUUCAAGAACAGCUUGAAAUUGUCCAGAAGGUUGUACUUAAGGCCAGAGCACAGCGUAGCAGUAAGUCGAAAAGACACCAUGGCACAGAAAACAAAAGCAGUGGAAAUGAAGACAAAUUAAAGAACACUGAGAGAAACCAGUCAAAUAUUUUGCCAGGAGAAUUCUACAUCACACGCCAUUCAAACCUCUCCGAGAUUCACGUUGCUUUCCACCUCUGUGUGGAUGAUAACGUGAGGUCUGGGAACGUGACUGCUCGGGAUCCUGCCAUCAUGGGGCUCAGGAACAUCCUCAAAGUGUGCUGCACACAUGACAUCACCACCAUCAGCAUUCCUCUCCUACUGGUGCAUGAUAUGUCAGAAGAAAUGACCAUUCCAUGGUGCUUGAAGAGGGCAGAGCUUGUCUUCAAGUGUGUCAAAGGUUUCAUGAUGGAAAUGGCCUCGUGGGAUGGAGGGAUUUCUCGGACUGUGCAAUUCUUGGUACCGCAGACAAUUUCUGAGGAAAUGUUUUACCAGCUGAGCAAUAUGCUUCCACAAAUCUUCAGAGUGUCCUCUACACUGACUCUGACCUCUAAGCACUGAAUUUUGUGCAGCAGCAAGAUUCCUCCUGGGGACAAAGGAUGAGGUUACAGAGAUCCUGGACUGGAAUGUCUCUUUUUUUCUGAGGGAUGGUGACCCUGAAGUGAUACUUGUUGCAAUCCCAAGAAUCAUGUCUCCCUCAUAAAAGGCAGGCAAGUGGUAGCAGUUGAAACAAAGCAAGAUGCAAAGAUCAGCAAAGUGUUCAUGUUGAAUUCCUCACCUUUAUCUGAAGGACAUUCAGUGUCGCUUACUGUGUGCAUUCUGCAGAAAUAUGGAGGUGUUCCUCAUACUUAAGCAGCAGAAAUAAGAGCUGAUGGUGGGAGGAAGAUCUGAGUGAGCUUCAGGCUGUUGACUUCCAAACCUGUUGUCUGAGUUUGUUCAGUGACACCUCAAAAAUCAUGAACAAUGCCAGGUGUUGGAAUAACUUGGAUUUCAUUUGUCCCAGAGGUCUUUCCAGCAUCACAGUGACCACUAAAUAGAGUGUAUUAAUGCUUCAUUUUGCUGUUAAUAAAUCAAAGAUGUGAAACAAGCACUGCACCUGCUGCACUUGGUGAAUCUUGGAAGUGUAUUGAAGCAAAAUUAAUCAAAAUAAUA
Dryobates pubescens (Downy woodpecker) is the source of this 2499-nucleotide messenger RNA. RefSeq names its product chromosome Z C12orf4 homolog (gene FERRY3). The record is from RefSeq and is a predicted model, not a curated record. Bases 250 to 1908 code for a protein of 552 amino acids. NCBI's taxonomy places the organism in Eukaryota, Metazoa, Chordata, Aves, Piciformes, Picidae. Gene Ontology annotation, biological process: regulation of mast cell degranulation. The transcript is spliced from 14 exons. Gene Ontology annotation, cellular component: cytoplasm.